UCAUAUGUCAAAUUGCAAAAUUUACAAAAUACGCAUUUUCUUUAAUUAAUUACAUUACAUAUAAAGCCAUUAAAAUGACGAAGAAGAAAAUAAUGCCAAACCUCUCGAAAGAGGAGAAAAUGGUAAUGGUUAUAUCAGAAAUUAUACAAGAAUUGCUGGUCGCUCACCGUCAGGGCAAAGAUGUUAACCUCAACAAGAUGAAGACGAGGAUUUCAUCAAAAUACGGACUUGGAACUUCACCGCGACUUGUAGAUAUCAUAGCAGCUGUGCCAGCUGAUUCGAAGAGUAUUUUGCUACCAAAAUUAAAAGCGAAACCGAUUCGUACAGCAUCUGGUAUCGCUGUCGUAGCCGUCAUGUGUAAACCUCAUCGUUGCCCACAUAUCAAUUUUACGGGUAACAUUUGUGUGUAUUGCCCCGGUGGUCCCGAUUCGGAUUUUGAAUACUCGACUCAAAGUUAUACAGGAUAUGAGCCAACUUCUAUGAGAGCUAUCAGGGCGCGAUACAAUCCGUAUUUACAGACGCGACACAGAGUGGAACAGCUGAAACAGCUCGGUCAUAGUGUGGAUAAAGUUGAGUUUAUUGUGAUGGGAGGUACAUUUAUGAGCCUGCCAGAAGAUUACAGAGAUUAUUUUAUUCGGAAUCUUCAUGAUGCCUUAUCAGGACACACUUCAAAUUGUGUAGCAGAGGCUGUGAAAUAUUCAGAGAAAGCUAAAACAAAGUGCAUUGGGAUCACUAUAGAGACUCGGCCAGACUACUGCUUGCAGAGGCACAUGAGUGACAUGCUUAACUAUGGCUGCACAAGGUUGGAGAUAGGAGUGCAAUCUGUCUAUGAGGAUAUAGCCAGAGAUACAAACAGGGGGCACACAGUAAAAGCAGUUUGUGAGAAUUUCAACCUUGCUAAGGAUGCAGGAUACAAGAUUGUAGCUCACAUGAUGCCCGACUUACCAAAUGUCGACUUUGAAAGAGAUGUUGAGCAAUUUAUAGAGUUCUUUGAAAACCCAGCUUUUAGAGCGGAUGGACUCAAGAUAUACCCAACUUUGGUAAUUAGGGGCACCGGGCUUUAUGAGUUGUGGAAAACGGGAAGGUACAGGAGUUACCCACCAUCUACACUAGUCGAUCUUAUUGCUAAGAUAUUGGCAUUAGUUCCACCAUGGACUAGAGUUUACAGAGUACAGCGUGACAUACCUAUGCCUCUGGUUUCCUCUGGAGUGGAGCAUGGCAAUCUGAGAGAGCUGGCUUUGGCUCGUAUGGCAGAUUUGGGGACUGACUGCCGGGAUGUGAGGACAAGGGAGGUGGGGAUACAAGAGAUACACAACAAAGUUAGACCGUAUGAGGUUGAACUAAUAAGACGAGAUUAUGUAGCCAACGGUGGUUGGGAGACUUUCUUAUCAUAUGAGGAUCCGGAUCAAGAUAUAUUAGUUGGUCUGCUCCGACUCAGAAAAUGUGCUAAAGAUACCUAUAGACCGGAAUUGAAGCCGGGACCUAAUGCUAACUUCAAGCAAUGCAGUAUUGUGCGGGAGCUUCACGUCUAUGGAUCUGUUGUACCCGUUAACGCACGAGAUCCAACAAAGUUUCAACAUCAGGGUUUCGGAAUGUUGCUCAUGGAGGAAGCGGAACGUAUCGCUAUGGAAGAGCACGGAUCUGAUAAGAUUGCGGUUAUUUCUGGUGUAGGAACACGCAAUUACUACGCAAAAAUCGGGUACCAUCUUGAGGGACCGUACAUGGUCAAGAUGCUUGCUUGAAUAAAAUUGUAGAAAUA
Molecule: messenger RNA, 1759 nt
Organism: Vanessa tameamea
Lineage: Eukaryota; Metazoa; Arthropoda; Insecta; Lepidoptera; Nymphalidae
Gene: Elp3
Product: elongator complex protein 3
Exons: 7
Coding region: 75-1742 (555 amino acids)
Biological process (GO): tRNA wobble base 5-methoxycarbonylmethyl-2-thiouridinylation
Cellular component (GO): nucleus; elongator holoenzyme complex; cytoplasm
Molecular function (GO): iron-sulfur cluster binding; acyltransferase activity, transferring groups other than amino-acyl groups
Source: RefSeq, a predicted model, not a curated record